This is a messenger RNA of Panicum hallii, 1692 nucleotides long. RefSeq names its product heterogeneous nuclear ribonucleoprotein 1-like. Gene Ontology annotation, biological process: regulation of gene expression. Gene Ontology annotation, cellular component: nucleoplasm. Bases 130 to 1185 code for a protein of 351 amino acids. Lineage: Eukaryota; Viridiplantae; Streptophyta; Magnoliopsida; Poales; Poaceae. Gene Ontology annotation, molecular function: RNA binding. The transcript has 6 exons. The record is from RefSeq and is a predicted model, not a curated record.
GCAAGAUAAAUCGCUCGAUCCCAGUAUCGCACGCACGCGUCUUCCCUCUCUUCCGAAGUCGACGGCACCCGUCCCGUCUCGUCCCGCAAGCGAAACCCCAGCCCUAAUCCGGCUCCGAUCUCGCCCGCCAUGGCCGGCAAGAUGAAGGAGUUCGACGGCGCCAGCCCAGCCAAGAUCUUCAUCGGCGGGCUCUCCAAGGACACAAGCAUGGGUACAUUCAAAGAGCAUUUUGGGAAGUACGGGGAUAUAACUGAUGCCGUCAUAAUGAAGGACCGCUACACUCAAAAGCCCAGAGGCUUUGGAUUUAUUACCUUUGCAGAUCCUGCUGUUGUUGACAGAGUGAUUGAAGAUGAUCAUGUUAUCAAUGGAAAGCAGGUUGAAAUUAAAAGAACUAUCCCCAAGGGUGCUGCGCCCUUGAAAGAUUUCAAGACAAAGAAGAUUUUUGUUGGUGGAUUACCCUCUGCUCUAAAAGAAGAUGAGUUCAAGGAGUUUUUUUCAAAGUUUGGAAAGGUGGUGGAGCAUGAAAUCAUUCGUGACCAUGCAACUAACCGGCCACGUGGAUUUGGUUUUAUAGUCUUUGAUGCUGAAAAAACUGUAGAUGAGUUAUUAGCUAAGAAAGGCAAUAUGAUUGAUCUAAAUGGUUCUCAGGUGGAGAUCAAGAAGGCAGAACCAAAGAAACCCUCUAACCCACCACCUCGUUCAAUUGAUAGGGAACCUAGGGGCCGUCCAUAUGCGGACAGUUAUGAUGGAUUUGGCAGCUCCUAUAACUAUGGUGGUAGUUUUGGCCCCUAUAGAUCACCUGGAAGUUUUGGUGCUAGGCCUGGUGGCUACAGUAGUGCUUAUGGUCCUGUUGACUAUGGUAGUGGCUAUGGUGCAUAUGGUGGAGCAUUAGGAGGAUACAGGGGAGAAUCCUCACUCUAUUCUAGUCGUUUUGGUAGCACAUAUGGAGGAAGCUUUGGUGGCGGGUAUGGUGGUGGCAGUUAUGCUGGUGGAUUAGCUGGUGCCUAUGGACGUGAUGCUGGGGUUUAUGGUGGUUCUAGCUAUGGGCCUAGUUAUGAUUCUUCUGGUGCUAGUGCUGGUUCUGGUGCUGGGUAUGGCACGGGUGGACUCUACGGUGCUAGGACAGGCUAUGGUAGCACUGGUGGCAGUAGUGCUGCUGGUCGUUACCAUCCAUAUGGAAGAUAGAAAAGCAUCAGAGGCUGCUGUUUGCUAGAGAAACUUGCAGAAGAUCAAUUCUAGAUAUGUGUUCAAGAGAGAUUUGUCUGCAUCUAGAAAGGCCUAUUGAAGUUCAAUAUGCUCAUAUGCACUUUUAUAGAAAGACAAUUCAGUGACUUAAAGCUAGCCACUAGUUUAGUUUAUGCUCUUGAGAUUGUUGUCUUUUUAGGUCUUUCAUGAUUAAACCUAAUGGUUGUAUGUGUUGGUUCUUUGUUAGAAUAGAUGAUUUCCUUUGUGUUUAUGAAGAUUGUUGUAGCUUGUCUGACUUGCCAUUGUUGAUGGUGGUUACUCCAACACAGGCCUUGUUUCUUUAGGUUCUUGGACAUAACAUAUAUGUGUCCGUGCAGAUUGUGACACAAGUGUCUUGGUCUCUGGCUGUUGCAUAGAGGCUGUUUGUUUGGAGACGUCACGGUAUGUGGAUUAGUUGUAUUUGGACCUGAAUUAGUCUGGAUAUGCUCGCAAAGGGAUUUUUUUUUA